Dovyalis caffra is the source of this 1377-nucleotide messenger RNA. The record is from the annotation of a GenBank genome assembly. Lineage: Eukaryota; Viridiplantae; Streptophyta; Magnoliopsida; Malpighiales; Salicaceae.
AUGGACAGAAAAAGCAGCACCGAUCAUCGUGAAGCCUCAUUUUCUUCUUAUCUUACCCAACAAGAAGAUAAUUUUGUACUUCAGCUGACAGCUGAUCAGUCAGUGCAGUUUACCCAUCCUGCCAUCACUUCAAGCAAAGAGAUUUCCGCUCCUGUCAGCUCAGAGGGAACUAAAGCUGAAGAUGGGGAAAUCAGCAUCUUCGGCGCGGAGAGAUACUUCAAUAUGAAAAAGGAUGAUGAUGGUCCAAGAAACAUUGACAAUAUUAAUGCUGGAAAGUACGUGCAUGAGAAAGAAUACCCGGUUGAUCUACAACAGAUGAAACCAAAAGGCAGAUUAGGAACUCCAAGUGUGACUUCUAAAGCAAGUUUGAAUAGUCAAACUGCUUUGGUACCAAAUUCGUUGAGAAAUUCUUCUCAAACCAGGCACCAGAAAGUCAAUGAAAGAUGGUUCUUUUCAGGCUUUGCCUGCAAUGGCACUUGUUCAGACAAGAAAUCUGUUUAUGUAGAUAAAAAUAUUGGUCACAGAGGGCUUCAUGGAAACGAGAUCAGAAAGGAAUCUGCUCGCAAUCAUAUCGUACUGGAAGGAACUAGAAAGCAGUCUCAAUCAAAAUUAACUCAGGUGAAAGAUGAGUUUUGCAUCCCGAGCUUCCGAAGGACAAGUGUUGGUUCAAAAAGACAAGAUUACUUUGUGUUGCCAUGCGUGAAUUCUGGGGUGCAAAACUUGAAUGUUAAGAAGGGGCAACAGAAGAUCAUGGAAGACGACCCACGAAAAUCGUUAGAGGUUUUCGGCUCCCAUAUGUUAAAAAAGGAAGAUAUAGCACUGAAUCUGGAAAGAAAGCUAUCUGUGCUAACUUGGGAUGCCAUCCCAAAAGCUCCAAACUUCCCAACCACUCCAACCAGUAGCCAUAUGUAUGAAGAUAUUGAAAGCGAUGGUAGUUCGGAUUUGUUUGAGAUUGAGAACCUAUCUGGCUGUUCACAUGUGCAGCCUAUAUUCACCAAGCAAACAUCUGAUGUCAUGUCUAGCUGUACGACACCAACCAGCCGAUACUAUGAGCCAAGUGAGAGCAGCAUUGAGUGGAGUGUAGUCACCGCCAGUGCUGCUGAUUUCUCAGCUGUUUCAGUCGACUAUGACGAAAAGAUGGUGGCUGAAAAUACCACAAUUAAUCGCGGUUUAACAUCCACAGUACCCAAACGAAGCCGCCCAAAUGGCCUAUUGGGACGCAAGAGUGAGAGAGCAGUAGAUGUUGCUGAGACUACAUACAAGAGAAAUGACAAGGCAAAGUCUCAGUUGCAACAGCUUCGAAGGACAGCCGCCCCCAUCCCGGUGACGAAGUUACAGGCUCAUGAAAUAAUGGGGGAAGAUUUAGAUUUCCCUUGA